AUGUCUAUCUUUUCCAACAUCUCGAACUCAGGAACGGUGAUGGGGCCCUCUGAGUCUCGUGAGUCCUCUUGGUACCAAAAAUCCAACAAGAAGGUCAUUCCAAACCACCUUGUGCCCAAGAAGAAAAUUGGCUUUCAACUUUCAGCGGUCACCAACAACAAAAGAGACCAGCUGAGCGGCAAGAGAAGCACUGGAAAGGCUGACGAAGGAUUCAAGUCAACUGACUUCAAUGUUAUCACCUUCGGUAACAAAACGCAUAGAAACAGCAAUGCCAGCUUCCAAGAUUCAUCUCUACUUGCUUUGAAGGAUCAAUCGUUCGAUGGGCCCUCCGAAACUGAUGACUUGCCAUUGUACAAUUAUAAUGAGGAUCUUCCUCCACCCCGUUCCUUAUAUGACUUGAAUGAUGACGCUUCGAUAGCUGUCAAUAAACCUAUACAACAAACCGAGUCUUUCAUCACGAAAGACCCCCGCAGCUUCCUGAAUGCUUUUGCUGGAGCAGUUGGAGCCUCUGAUGAAUUGAAGGCUGACGACAAAAAGAUUUUAAAGAACCCUUUGCAACAUAGCGAAGCAGCUGUUCUUGUUUUUGGCUAUCCUGAAAGCAUGGCUAACCAAGUGAUUGCUCACUUCCUGGAGUUCGGAUCAAUUCUUGAAGAUUUUGAAGCAGCGAAGUCAACCAGCUCAUCCACUCCAGAAGAUAUCUUCCAAGGUCCUACGACUGGUGCCUUCUUCUCUACAAAAGCUGAUGAAACAACACAUGAACAACAGCCAAGCCCACCAAUCUUCUGCGGAAAGUCUUGGGUCAAACUUACAUAUGACAAUCCUUCAUCCGCUGCUGAUGCACUCCAAGAGUCUGGAUCUGUUUUUAAUGGGGCUCUCAUAGGCGUUGUUCCUUACACCAAGAAUGCUGUGGAAAAAUUGCAGAAUCGUAAAUUGACAAACACAGAAGACAUUGGCGGCGGCCUUCAAGGUCUACAACUUGGUGACCUUUCAAGCAAGGUUGAUAAAGGAGUCAUUGGCGAUUCGAACGAUAUACAAGCAUCAUACAUUAAAAGGCUAGAUAUCAAGGACGGCUCGGAAAUGUUUUUAAAGGCCCUGAAUGGCGACUCACUGAACCCAAGUGAGGUGAAGAAACCUGAACAAAAGCUAGGAUUCGUUGGUACGAUAUCCAACUAUCUAUUUGGUUUCCACGAUUUGUGA
This is a messenger RNA of Candidozyma haemuli, 1197 nucleotides long. Its product is annotated as FG-nucleoporin. NCBI's taxonomy places the organism in Eukaryota, Fungi, Ascomycota, Pichiomycetes, Serinales, Metschnikowiaceae. The record is from RefSeq and is a predicted model, not a curated record. Bases 1 to 1197 code for a protein of 398 amino acids. Gene Ontology annotation, biological process: nuclear pore organization; regulation of DNA-templated transcription; NLS-bearing protein import into nucleus. Gene Ontology annotation, cellular component: nuclear pore central transport channel; nuclear pore nuclear basket; nuclear membrane. The transcript has a single exon. Gene Ontology annotation, molecular function: phospholipid binding; single-stranded DNA binding; structural constituent of nuclear pore.